AUGUCUAAAAUUACGGAACGCACACCAGCACUGUCAAUUGAUAAAAGUAAAAUACGUAUACCCCCAAAUAUCAUUUUAGCGGAUCCCGAUUUCGAACAAUCACGCGAAGUAGACUUACUUAUCGGUGCUGAAAUAUUUUGGAGCCUUUUGAUUGGUAGUCCAACUCGGUUCAAACCGAAUCAACCAUUUUUACAAGAAACUAUUUUUGGGCAUAUAGUCAGCGGGAAGGUUUCUACAGUUGAAAAUCGCAACCAAAAUUUAUCCUGUAAUAUUUUAUCAUUAUCUGCCGAUUUACAACUAAAUGAACAGGUAGCAAAUUUUUGGCAACAAGAAAGUGUCGAUGAACCCAACUUCGGCGAAUCGUGUAUAGUGCUCCAACUGCUGCGGUCGCAAACCGUCAAGGAACCAACUGUCUACACUACACAGGGCCGUAUGCGCCCUGCCAUAAAAACGAAGUCAGAGUUGGACCACUAUACAAUAGAAUCUCAUUUCCUUGAAAAUACCCAUCGGGAUGUACAGGGCAAAUUUAUGGUAAGGCUGCCAUUCAAAGACCAGGCUACUUUGGGUCAUUCGCGCGGAUUAGCACUCAAACAAUUUUACAGUCUUGAAAGACGCCUGGCAAGGAAUCCUUUACUCAAGUUAAAUUACCAAAAUUUUAUGAGGGAGUAUUUAGCGUUAAACCACAUGGAACUUGUCCCAACGAAAGAAUUAGGAAUUCCCAAAACCUUCUACCUGCCCCAUCAUCCGGUCUUUAAACAAACACAGGAUGGUCCCCAAAUAAGAGUGGUAUUCAAUGCGUCCAUAAAAUCCUACAAUAACUUAAGCUUAAAUGAUGUUUUAAUGACGGGCCCUACAAUACAAGGGGACUUGUUUUCACUCCUUUGUCGGUUUCGAACUUACCAGUACGUCCUUUCCGGGGACAUAACAAAAAUGUAUAGAAUGAUACUUGUUGACGAACAGGACACAAAUUAUCAAAGGAUAUUUUGGAGAAUUAGUAACGAUGAACCAGUUCAAACAUUUAUGUUGAAAACGUUAACAUACGGUACAACCUGUGCACCAUAUUUAGCAGUACGUUGUCUGCAACAGCUAGCGGCGGAAGCCCAAAAUACUUAUCCUUUAGCCAGCGAAAUAAUAAAUCGGGAUUUUUAUAUGGACGACCUUCUAACAGGCAGUAAUUCAGUAGAGCAAAUCGUUCUAAUCAGGGAUCAACUUUCACAGAUUUUAAUAAAGGGGGGAUUUAAGCUUUGUAAAUGGGCGUCAAAUAUACCGGCCGAAUCAGUUGUGGCUGAAUCGGAACCCUUAACAUCAGUUAGUUGGAAUAAAGAAAGCGAAGUUAAGGUUUUAGGAUUUUUCUGGCAUUGUCAAAAUGACGAAUUAAGAUAUCAAGUCAACAUUCCACUAAUUGAAUCUGAACAAAUUUCAAAACGGCACAUAUUGUCAAGCGUGGCCAAAAUAUUUGAUCCUUUAGGGCUAGUUAAUCCAGUAAUUGUAAAGGCCAAAAUUCUGCUACAGGGUUUAUGGAAAUUAAAAUUGAAUUGGGACGAACCGGUACCGCCCACAUUUCAAAAUGCUUGGACAAAAUUCGUUAACGAGCUGAAGGAUCUAAGGAAUUAUAACAUAACACGCAAAUUAAUAAUCUCCUAUCCCUAUAUGGCUGUUGAAAUCCACGGUUUUUCGGAUGCUUCAACAAAGGCAUAUGGCGCAGCCAUUUAUAUAAGGGUUAUAUAUCAAUCAGGUGACGUUUCAGUUAGGUUGGCAUGUGCAAAAUCUCGCGUCGCACCAUUAAACACAGUGACUUUACCUCGUUUAGAACUAAACGCCGCGGUAUUAUUAAUUAAAUUGUUUAUCAAGGUAAAUAGCAUUUUGAAUCUAAACGUAGAUCGUAGAUAUUUCUGGACUGACUCUACCAUUGUCCUCGCAUGGCUAGCAGAAUCUCCAAAUAAUUGGAAACCAUAUGUUGCCAACAGAGUAGCGUACGUGAAAAAACAUAGUUUAAUCGCAGAAUGGCAUCAUGUUUGUUCUAAGGAUAACCCCGCCGAUAUGGUUUCUAGGGGUCUACUUCCACGGCAAUUAAAUCAAUCUACUUUGUGGUGGCACGGGCCGACUUGGCUACGCCAAACAUCAAAUAAUUGGCCUAGUCUUUCAGAUAACGAAUACGAAGAAGUUGCGCUUAACACAGAAAGGAAGUCGUUAGUUACUAUUAAUGUCGUUAAUAUAGAUCCAGAGCAGCAAACUAAAAUCAAAGGCGCAUUGUCGGUAGAAGAAUUAAACGAGGCUCAAACAAUAAUAUUUAAACAUAUUCAGGUACGAGCUUUUCCUGAAUAUUUCACCGGUAAUCCCAUUAAGGCUAAACAGUAUAAGCUGUCAAAACUUGAUCCUUUUGUGGACAGCAACGGGUUUUUAAGAGUAGGGGGACGUUUAAAAAAUGCCCCAAUUUCAUUUGAUAAAAGGUUCCCAAUACUUCUGCCGCGUAAUCAUCACGUAUCAAAAACAAUAAUAAGACAUAUGCAUGAGCGGGAAUUGCACGCAGGUACCAGCGGGACAGUGACAGCGGUACGACAAAAAUUCUGGCCAUUGGGGGCUAGGGAUACCACUAAGAAAAUAAUUCACCAUUGUACGAAAUGCAGUCGCGUCAAUCCCAAGCCAUUUACUCAGAAAAUGGGCAAUCUGCUUAGGCAAAGAGUACAAUUAACGCGCCCAUUUCAUGUGUCGGGCGUUGAUUACGCCGGACCCUUUUUGAUAAAGGAAGGUCAAACUCGCAACGCCAAAGAGGUUAAGGCAUACAUCGCUCUAUUUAUAUGCUUCAGUACCAAGCCAGUACAUUUGGAGCUGGUAGGAGAUCUAACUAGCGAGGGUUUUUUAGCGGCCUUAAAACGGUUUACUUCGCGGCGAGGAGCCGAGCGGCAGCUCUUUCGUGCCCAAGCCUUCCAAAACAAAAUAACCGAGCGAUUGACCUGCCAAAACAUAAAAUUUCAUUUUAUUCUUCCGCGGUCCCCACAUUUCGGAGGUUUGUGGGAGAGAGCGGUCAGAAGUGUUAAACAGCAUUUGCAAAGGGUAGUAGGUGACACUAACUUAAAUUACGAGGAAUUUUACACGGUUUUAACAGCAAUCGAAGCUUGUUUGAAUUCACGACCUAUCACACCCAUAUCCUGUGACCCUAACGAUCUCAACGCCUUAACGCCGGGUCAUUUUUUAAUUGGGGCACCCAUUACGGCCCAUGCUGAGGAAGACCUCACAGUGAUCCCAAGCAACCGAUUAUCUCGAUGGAGAAGAGUUCAACAGCUACAGCAACAUUUUUGGAAGCGUAAGGAAUAUCUAUCGCAGCUACAAUGCCGACCAAAGGGUCAGCGGGGUCCAGCAACAGCCAUCGACGUCGGCACAUUGGUGGUGCUAAUGGAGGAAAAUCUACCGCCCAUGCAAUGGAAACUGGGACGAAUUGCAGAACUUCAUCCUGGUGAAGAUAGUGUGGUGCGCGUAGUGACCGUAAAAACCGCGAAUGGCCUGUUUAAGCGAUCUGUGAAAAAGAGAAUUUCUUCUCAUGCGUCAGGGGUCAGAGUGGGUGUUCGACAAAGCCUGUCGGCUUUUAUCGGCACCUUGAAGUCUCUGGUCGUAAAUAAUUUUUUUGCCAGACCUUUACCAACUGCGAAGAAGAUUCCCAUGAAGUACAUCCUUACCACCCUAUCUCUUUCGAAUAAGAAGAACAAGGACAGAAAUAUCAACAUUACUUAUGUUGCUGGAUAUCUUGUACGAGUGUGUCUCAAAGAGACACAUAAUUGCAAAGACUGUUUGGCCUCACUGACUCCUCGUGAUAGUCCAGGCGGAAUGGAAUUCAUUGAAGCUAAGCAGUAUACCAACGCAUAA
Molecule: messenger RNA, 3861 nt
Organism: Zophobas morio
Lineage: Eukaryota; Metazoa; Arthropoda; Insecta; Coleoptera; Tenebrionidae
Exons: 7
Coding region: 1-3861 (1286 amino acids)
Biological process (GO): DNA integration
Molecular function (GO): nucleic acid binding
Source: RefSeq, a predicted model, not a curated record